CAUCGCGAGGAAAGCAAACAUCUCCUCUCCACGAACACGCCAUGCCGACGCCGUGCCCGCAGAAUUCCGAGCGUUCCCGUGCGCGCGCGCAGGAGCCUCGCCGUCCAUUGCCGAGCACGCGGCCUCGUCGCGGGACUAGGCGGCCGCGCCUGCGCGCGCCAGGGGAUCCGCGCCUGCGCCAGUCCAGCUCCAGGCGCGCGCGAUGGACGCCUUCUUCAGCGGCGUCGACUCCCGACUUCGGGUGCCGGUGAAGGCGGCGGACUCCAUCAUGGUCGGGCUGGUGAACGCCGCCAUGGAGGACGCCUACAGGAAGAGCCUCUGGAAGGACGGCGACCUGGACCGCCUCUUCCACAAGCUCCGCUUCGCCGAGCUCGCCGUCAUGCAGCUCGAGUGGUGCCUCCGCUUCGUGCGCGGCGAGAUGUCGGCGGACGACGGCGGCGACGACGGCCACGAGGAGCUGCUCGACGACCUCCUCGAGACGCGGGACCGGAUCCAGGCCCGCCUCGACGAGGCCGAGCUCGCCGUCGCCGAGGCGGACCGCGACUACAUGCGCCGGAGGCGCGAGGAGCUCGGCGGCCCGUCGCGCGGCAGCGGGGCGCCACCCGCGGCCGCUCGCAGGGGCGGCGCCGAGGACGAGGAGGACGGCGGCCGUGCGUUCGGCAACCUGAGGGGGUCCGUGAGCCGGAUGAUGUCGAGGAUGAGGGCCAGGCUGGAGGACGCGAGCUCCACGCUGGCGGCGCUCAUGGAGAGGAUGAGCGGCGAGGCGUCGCCCAUGGCGAGGCUGCAGGAGGCCGGCCACGAGGGCGCAGGGGUCAAGGGGCUCUCCGGAUUCUACAGCGUGGCGCAGCUGCUCAUGGAGUUCCAGGAGAUGGUCAUGGACGCCGGCGCCGUCCGAGACAUCGUCGCGUCUUCGUUCGACGCGAUGGAGGGGUCGGUCUCCGCGCUGCGUGCGGCCAUGGAUGAGCAGCAGUGGCUCGUGGACGCAGAGAGGGAGAUGUACGGCGCCGUCGUGGAAGGUUUUCUCAGGGAGAUCAACGUGGGAUCCAAUCGCACGUCUUCUCCGGGUGAAGGAGCUCGUACACCUACAUUGCAACAUGACAGUGACGCUACUGAGAAUUGCCUGGAAGAACUCCGAUCUCCAAAGGAUGAAACUAUGCGGCUGCAGUCAGAAAGGCGUAUUACAGCAGAGGAGUCAGAUAGCAGACAGUGUUAUCAUUCAAAUGAGCAAUGUAUCUACCGUGAGGAAGCUGAAAGGCUUGCUGAAGAGAGAAUUGAUUCAGACGUCAGAUCUGAACCACAAUGUGUGUUAUAUACAGCAGCAUCCAGAGACUUGGUGAAGAAACGGGCUGUUCUGGCUGAUGUACAGAGGGUAACUGAAGAAAGAGAUGAGGUGGACAUCAGAAGAGAAGUACAAAUUGAAAUAUAUAGCACAAUAGUCAAAAACUUACUGAAAGGAAUGGCUGCUGAUUCUGUUGAUCAUCUUAUCAAUACUUUCAUCAAAGAUGAAGUGCAUGCAGUUUUUCUUGCCAAGACUUUAAAUUCUUGGAAGAGCACAACUGAAAUGCCUCACAGUGAGGGGCUUAUCAAAGAAGAGAUUGAUCGCAUUGUGUUUGGAGGACUGGCAGUAGAUUUGAUAAGUGUUCAUAAUUUUAGAGCGAUAAAAUCAUAUGGUGAAAACAGUCCCAGAAAUAAUCUGGGAAGAUUCAGCAUGAUUGACAAUAUCGAACAGUUAAAAAAGGUGAAGAUGGAAAUCAAUGUAACCACUGAAGAUGAAGAUGCAGAUUCUGAUCAACAUGGAGUACCUGUGAAGCAAGAGGUUCAGAGUCUCGGUGCUAACUGCGACAGGCGAAAUUGCAAAGGCAGUGAUCAACAACCUGAAAUGUCAACAGACAAAGGUGAUGUCCCUGAUUCAGUUAAGAACGAUGUUGAGGAACAAACUGAAAUGUCAACAGACAAAGGUGAUGUCCCUGAUUCAGUUAAGAACGAUGUUGAGGAAGGAUUGGAAGAUCAAAGGAAGGAGAAAACAGGGGAGAUAGGAGUAGGUUUCAGCGUGCCUCCUGAAAAUGGAAAUAAAGAAAUGUUCAUUCCAUCAACUAAAUUUCAGGCAAUGUUCAUGGAUUUUGAAGCUGUUACCUGUGGAAAAUUAGGAACAACUGUUCUAAGAUUGAGAGGCUUGGACAAACAAUUGGCAAAUUUGGCUGAACAAGUGAGUUCUCUUAAAAAAAGUGAACUCAUUUACAGGACAGCUUUCACCGGGCGAUGUUGCGACCUCCAAACAGCGGAAGCAGAGGUGGAUCUUCUUGGCGAUGAGGUAGAGCUGCUUCUUGGACUUGUCAGCAAGACAUACAAAGCUCUUAAUCACUACUCACCAGUUCUUCAACACUAUCUUUGGGUAAUUAUCUAGUUUCACUCAGUUAAAUCAUCAGAGGGCAUAAUUAAACUCAUUUAAUUAUUUUGUACCUUGAAUACUAGGCCGAUGUAAAUUUAAAAGGUGCAGUGUUAUGCCAUCGUGCAACAAAAUUUGUUAACAGCUAACGCAAUUACUGAA
Messenger RNA from Setaria italica (foxtail millet), 2548 nucleotides. RefSeq names its product WPP domain-associated protein. The transcript has 3 exons. Bases 203 to 2404 code for a protein of 733 amino acids. The record is from RefSeq and is a predicted model, not a curated record. Lineage: Eukaryota; Viridiplantae; Streptophyta; Magnoliopsida; Poales; Poaceae.